Messenger RNA from Culicoides brevitarsis, 456 nucleotides. RefSeq names its product protein enabled-like. Lineage: Eukaryota; Metazoa; Arthropoda; Insecta; Diptera; Ceratopogonidae. Bases 1 to 456 code for a protein of 151 amino acids. The record is from RefSeq and is a predicted model, not a curated record. The transcript has a single exon.
AUGAAAUUCUUAGUUGUCUUAUUCGCAGCAGUUGCAUGCGCUUCCGCUGGAGGCGCUGGCUGGCAACAAGGCGGCGGCGGCGGAGGUCAAUCCUUCCAAGUUAAAGUUCAAGCUGGCGGCAAUGGCGGAGGUCAUUCUGCUCCUGCUCCUCCUCCUCCUCCCCCACAAAUCGUUCGUGUCAUCCAAGAAACUAUUCCCGCUCCAGCUCCAGCUCCAUCUCACGGCGGAAAUGGCGGAGGUCAAGUUUUCCAAGUUAAGGUUCAAGGCGGCGGAAGCGGCGGACAUUCUGCUCCUGCUCCUCCUCCUCCUCCCCCACAAGUUAUCAAAGUCAUUCAAGAACAAGCUCCUGCUCCAGCGCCAUCUCACGGAGGAAACGGAGGCGGUCAAGCUUUCCAAGUUAAAGUAACUGGAGGCGGAGAUGCCGGCGGUUGGGCUCCCCCAUCUGGAGGAUGGUAA